AUGGCCGCUAACACGGCUAACAGCGAGACAUGUGAGGCUGCGUCUGAGGGAGGAUCCAACGAAACCUUCGGAUCUCAGAAGAGAGAAGAAAGGCUUCGGAAGUUCAGAGAACUGCAUUUCAAACGAAAUGAAGCCCGUAAACUAAAUCAUCAGGAGGUUGUUGAAGAAGACAAGAGACUCAAACUGCCUUCAAACUGGGAGGCAAAGAAAGCCAGACUGGAGUGGGAGCUUUCUGAAAGCCAAAAGAAAAAGGAAUGUGCUACCAAUGGAGAAGAUUAUGACAGGGUCAAACUCCUGGAUGUCACGGCUGAUGAUGCAGAGCGCUGGGAGAGGAAGAAAAAGAAGAAAAAUCCAGACACAGGAUUUGCAGGGUAUGCUGAGGCACAGUUCCGACAGUAUCAGAGGCUUACCAAGCAGAUCAGACCAGACAUGAAUAACUAUGAGAGGCAAAGGGAGGAAUGCGGUGAGGAUUUUCACCCCACAUCCGACAGCUUGAUCCACGGCACUCAUGUCCCUACGAAAGAGGGCAUUGAUCGCAUGGUGGAGGAUGUUGAAAAACAAAUUGAGAAAAGAUCCAAAUACAGUCGACGCAGGGCCCAUAACGAUGAUGCCGACAUUGACUACAUUAACGAGAGGAAUGCCAAGUUCAACAAGAAGGCUGAGCGCUUUUAUGGAAAAUAUACAGCAGAAAUUAAACAGAAUCUGGAGAGAGGCACAGCUGUUUAG
Messenger RNA from Knipowitschia caucasica, 726 nucleotides. The record is from the annotation of a GenBank genome assembly. NCBI's taxonomy places the organism in Eukaryota, Metazoa, Chordata, Actinopteri, Gobiiformes, Gobiidae.